This is a messenger RNA of Malurus melanocephalus (red-backed fairy wren), 397 nucleotides long. RefSeq names its product eukaryotic translation initiation factor 3 subunit K (gene EIF3K). The annotation marks the transcript as partial. NCBI's taxonomy places the organism in Eukaryota, Metazoa, Chordata, Aves, Passeriformes, Maluridae. Gene Ontology annotation, molecular function: translation initiation factor activity. The record is from RefSeq and is a predicted model, not a curated record. The transcript has 3 exons. Gene Ontology annotation, cellular component: eukaryotic translation initiation factor 3 complex; cytoplasm.
UCCUGGGGGGUAUUUUGGGGGUCCUGAGGAGUUGUGAGAGGGUUGGUGACACUACGUGGGUCCCCACAGUCAUUUGCCACGUGGUGGGAAUCACGUACCAGCACAUCGACCGCUGGCUGCUGGCUGAGAUGCUGGGGGACCUGUCAGAGUCACAGCUGAGGGUGUGGAUGAGCAAAUACGGGUGGACAGAGCCRGAGCCGGGGCGGAUCCUGAUCUCCAACCAGGAGGAAAACAUCAAACCCAAAAACAUCGUGGAGAAGAUCGACUUCGACAGUGUGUCCAGCAUCAUGGCCUCCUCACUCUGAGCCCCCCGGAACCGAGCCGUGGACACGGACCUCCCAAUACCAACGCCCCAACCCCAUCCCUCCCCAGUUUAACCAGUAAAGAGACUCCAACA